This is a messenger RNA of Sphaeroforma arctica JP610, 483 nucleotides long. RefSeq lists its product as hypothetical. The coding region runs from base 1 to 483 and encodes 160 amino acids. The transcript has a single exon. NCBI's taxonomy places the organism in Eukaryota, Ichthyosporea, Ichthyophonida. The record is from RefSeq and is a predicted model, not a curated record.
AUGACAUUUCCCGGCGUAGGACGACCAAGAGAAACCGACACAGGCUGUGGUUUUGUUAUCAGUAACCCUACUGACAGUAUGCCAGCACUUUUGACAAACAGCAGUAGCGUAUCAGGGUCAGAAGAGUUUAGAGGAGCUCAAGAAAUUGGGAGACACACAAGACGUUUGGGACAAUAUAACCGUAGACGAAGGACAUACGUUCGCCGCCAUCUAGACCAGUUGAAUGAUAGGGUAGAGGUACCAGAAAGCAAAGAGAGGAUGACCGAAGAGCCGGACCUGCUGGGAACUACGCCCGGAACUAAUACAAUAAGGAGUCGAACAAGGAGACAUGAAGGGUUGGGUCAAGAUCAAAGAAAUCCAACAAUAACAUCGCCAUGGACACUAAGGACACUCCCAUCACAUCGAUAUAUACCGAGUUGGACGUCGACACAUCCACAAGAAUCACAUGAGAAGGACAAGAAGUAUGGAGAGGACACAGAAUGA